Messenger RNA from Capronia epimyces CBS 606.96, 1329 nucleotides. RefSeq lists its product as uncharacterized. NCBI's taxonomy places the organism in Eukaryota, Fungi, Ascomycota, Eurotiomycetes, Chaetothyriales, Herpotrichiellaceae. Bases 1 to 1329 code for a protein of 442 amino acids. The transcript has 3 exons. The record is from RefSeq and is a predicted model, not a curated record.
AUGACAGGAAGACGCUCUUCUGCGCGCCUUGCCGCUCAAUCGCAGACCUCCUCUCCGUCGCAGCCGAAGUCGUCGCCCGCCAGUAAGAAGCGAAAGAAUGAGGCUACAGGCUCUUCGCCGAUCGCAAAGCGCGGUAAGAAGGCAGCCGAGCCAGAGCAGAAGACUCUAGAGGAGACUAUCCAGAAUGGCCAGCAUGAUCACCCGGCUCCUGAAAAGCAAAAGGAAGAAAAGGUUGAGGAAAAGGACCAGGUCAAGCCAGAGGAAACCAAGGCCGAACAAGCGAACGGCCAUGCUGUUGAAGCCAAAGAAGAAGACAGCAAGCCGCAGGUCGAAGACGCCGUCAAGACAACCGGUCCUGAUGCCGAAGAAGCCCAGCCAGAAACCAAAGCAGAGACCGGAGCAGAAGAAGCCACUCACACAGAAGAAACGAAGCAAGAGGAGAGUUCAGAGCCGAGUCAGGCUAACGGUAACGCCGUUAUUGCCGAUGGACGAGAAGGCGAUGAUGUUCCAUCCAGCAUCCUCGAAAAGGGCAUCAUCUACUUCUUCUUCCGCGCCAGAGUCAACGUCGAUGAUCCUCAAGACGUCAACGACGUCGCCCGGACUUACGUCGUUCUGCACCCACUUCCGAUCGAUGCCAAACUCGGAAACGGCCCGAUCGAUGAUGCGGCAACCUCUCGACUCCUGGCCCUGCCCAAGAAGGUCCUUCCACAAAGCGGCAGGGACAGGUUCCUGGCCUUUGUCGAGAAAGCCAAGACGAGCUUGCAUGAUCUCAAGGGUUCGUUCCUGGCCGGCUCGGACUACGUCACCAAGACACAGGGGACGAGCCAUUCGCCUCCAGCCACUCCCCUGGCAGAGGGCGUCUAUGCAAUCACCUCGACAGGUCGUGAGUCGCAUCUAGCCUACAUCAUCACCAUCCCAGGCGAGCUCGGAGAAGUCCAGAAGGAACUCGGUCUCCAGGAGCGCGGAAGCUUUAUCCUGAGUGUGAAGAAUCCCAGCAAACCCCAGCCCAGCAACACCAAUCUGCCAAAAGGCCCAGAGUAUCCGCAGGAGCUCCUGGAUGAGUUCCGAGAUCUCCGCUGGAAGCCGCUGGAGCCCAAAUAUCUGGACUACCCCAACACACAGGUGCUGAUCAUCGGAGGCCAUUGGGACGCGGCCACGGAGCAGAGGCCCAAAGACGAACGAGAGGGCAAGGCGCCUCCGGAAGAUGAGCUGGACAGGCUGGAAGGCGAGGACGAAAUCCGAGUGAAGCACCUCAAAGGUGACGAUGCCGUCUUUGCAGAUCUGGGAGUAGCAUCCAAAGACUUUCCCAAAGUGCCCUCCACCUGGUAA